GCGGUCGGAUAGCCAAGUCAUGAGUCAUGCCAAACAAUAGGAGUGACCAAGUAGUAUAUAAUUGGACUGGACACUCUGGGGGAGCAACAGAAUAUUGACCAAAGUAAAGAAGAAUAGACAGAUACUGGACACCACCACUUGGAGAAAACAGGCGAUCAUGGUGAGCCUGUCACAUUCCAAAUUGUGUCUUUGGGCCGUGAUGGCUGCUUUACUACUGGUGCAAAACGUCCAUCCAGCCAUUGGAUACGCCGUCAGAGUACAGCGAAGAGAGGCUAAUGAUGAGGUGCGGUUAUUGGCACAUAACGAAGCUGAUGAAUCAAAUCACCGCAUCCAGAAAAGAUCAAUUAUAGGAGCUGGACUGAAAUUCGUGUUUAAGAAUUUUUGGGACGAUUUGCUGUGUCUCGGAAAUCACUUAGCUUCCCUAGCAAACUGUAACAGUUUGUCACCCGGAGCUUGUCAAAGAUUAAAAGAUUUGGAAACCAAACGAGAUGAGAUAGCAACCUUGGUGAACCAGACCCUGGAGAAACAAGUUGAAUGGGCAACAUUGAAUUCCACCGACGAAAAAGCCAUCACUAAUCUACAGUUGAUAGAGAAAGAUCUUGAACUGGUCACAUCCAGCAAUCUUCGUCUCAUGGGCAUACUGAAGGCAAUCAGCGUCAUAGAAGAAACGGACACAGUUUACGACUCUGCCACCGAUAAUGUCACAGAGAUCAGGAUACGAUUUCAGAUUGACUUGGAAACAUACCUGAACGGAGUUAAAGCAACACUGGCAUCUGCAGGUUCCCAAAUCGACUCACUGAAAGAGCGCGACUACGUUAUGUUUGCCAUCAUGACUUCAGUCCCCCUUGUAGCUCUGCACACCGGCCAUAUUGUGACAUCUGCCCGUCAAGCUUUUCUCACGAGAAGUCAGUCCUAUCAGGUGGUGGAUAUAGUUGGUGGCAACGGCAGGAUGAAACUCGCGUAUAAUCCAAAGGGGCGACUUUACAUCGUGCAAGAGUCCCCGGAAUUGGGGAAACUGAAGGUUCUGCAAUCGGUGAGUGACAACGGUAAAGUGGGUCGAUUCUGGAAGUUUAUGACGCCAGCUGGACAGUCUGCCAUGGUGUCCGAGUUCCUUGAAAGCUUCGACUUUGAGAGAGGCAAAAAAAUCGCCUGGCUUCAGCAAAGAGACCCCGACUAUCUGGACACGCUGAAACAAAAGGGAUACGUUACCUCUUUCUUGAGUAGAACAGAAGGCCUUUCAUCGAGACAAUUCGACGACUUUGUGCAGGUAGCCAAAGAUUUAGACCAAGAUAGGUUUUACAGGUACGAUAAUGAUAUCCCUGAAGCUGAUCUUCCAAGGCAAUUGAGAUUAGGAUUAGACAUGCUGAACCCAAAUGACAUUGCUAUGGUUAAUGCUUACCAGAGGUUAAAGGCCACUCAUCCCGAUUUGCUUGACAAUUUGAACAGAGCAGGCGCAACAGGGAAUUUCUUGGAAAACUCCAAAACUCUCACAGACGCCGAGUUCGACGCCUACGCUGCAAAGGUAAAAGCAGCAGCCCCCGAGUUACCCGACGGUAAUCUCAAACACUUCGACUGGGACGUGCCUGCCAAAAAAGUAACAUUCACGCAAAGAAUCAAAAGUGGGUGGUCUUCAUUUAGAAACUUAAACUUGUUUAAUUGGAGAGGACGCCAAGUGAAGGUCAGCAACGUUCUUACCAUGGGAACCGUAGGUGGAAGCUUGAACGUCGCGCUCUGUUUGUACAUGACCAUUUCGUCAACCAAAAGUGUAGAGGAAAAAAUCACAGAAAUUAACAAUAAACUCGACGAAGCAAAGACAAGCGUGGAAACGAAAAAGGCAGAAUUAGAUGAUCUUCUCGUAGAGGAAAAAAACCUCUAUGCAAAAAUCAAGAAUAACACUUUGUCUUUGUACAAUCUCUUUAGUACCGCCGAUGGCACUAUUGCAGGCGACCCGAGUUGCCAGGACACCCUGUGCAUUUUCCUUCGUGACGCUGCCAAAAUCAAUUUUAUCUCUGACUUCCUUUCCACGUGGAAUAAGGACACCGUCACGUCGAGUUCAAUUUUGGUGAGCCAGUUGUCCUUCAUGAAACUCCUGGAGGAUUCCAAGACUGAAAUGAUUGACUUAUAUAACUCUGCUAUAAUCACCACCAACGUCAUAAAUUGGGUCACCGACGGUUUGACACUGGACAGGAUGCUGGAGAACGCAGUCUCGCUGAAUCUCGACGCCCGCCUUCCGGACAAAUUUUCAGUUUUAACAGUAAUUAAGGUUGCUUUUCCAUCUCUCGAAAAUUACGAUGGCAUUCCUCUCAGAUGUAUUGGUGGCUCCAUAACAACGCAGGCAGAGCUGGAAGCAUACCUCAACCAAGCAGCUCCUAUAACUGGAGAUGUUGUUGAUGAUAUCAAGACUGGAAAACUUUUCGGCGUUUCUCCAGAUAUUAUAGUUGUGAUGAUAACAAGCAAAGUAGAUUCUGGUGAUCUCCCUGCAAACCCAUGCAAUGGCCAAGCCUGCACCAGAGAUGAUGUGUUGAAGGUGAUUGCCGCAGAGUAUCCCACCGAGACAACGUAUAAUGGGGAAGAUCUGACAAAAUACAGAAAUGCUGCCUCUUGCACAGGUUCAAAUUCGGUUGGCCAAUCUAAAUUCGCGCCUCAAACUCAGGGUCAAUUCCGAGCCCAGGGUCAGGGCGGGGUAUUGGCUCUGGUAUCAAUUGCUACGAUUUUAUUGUUUUAUUACUGAAUUUAUAUUAUUAACGGGCUAUGAAAUGUAAGUUAUACAGAGGCAGGGGAGCCAAAAAUUAGGUUAACCAAAACUCCGUAAGCUGCCCUUAGUUUAUCGGCCUUACAGGCAUUACGAAAAUGCCUGGGAGAUAAUAACUUGAUAGUUGCAUCGGUAAUAGAAAAAUUAAAUCUGAAGCCUGGUGUGACUGACCAAGAGAGGGGCCAACAAACAUGGUAGACAAUCAAUAUUUUCUCAGCCUAAAAUGCCUGCUUUGUUUAAGUGUAUCGAUGCUGAAUCAGUGUACAUUUAACAUCGGUUUGAAUUGAUAUAUAAUUUGCUUGAGUCUGUCUUCAUUAUUGAUCAGAAAUCACCAAAGAAUUGUUGUACUGUCUGUAUUUCAUAUCAGGGUGUAUAUUUAAAAUCGUCGGGGAAAUUCAUAAUGUAUCUUUUCAACAACAACACAUCACUCAUAGACUAUCAGCCGUUUAAUCGCCUCAUGGACGUGACAAAAUUUAAAUUUUCUCUGAUAUUUCUCUCCUCCGCCUGGAGGUAACAAUGUAGUUUGAUUUGAAAAAGGUAAUGCACAGACAUCCUUAUUCAGAUACUGUAUAUAUUAACGGA
This is a messenger RNA of Lingula anatina, 3334 nucleotides long. RefSeq lists its product as uncharacterized. NCBI's taxonomy places the organism in Eukaryota, Metazoa, Brachiopoda, Lingulata, Lingulida, Lingulidae. The record is from RefSeq and is a predicted model, not a curated record.